AUGUCUCUCGGUAUCCAAGAUGAGAAUCUGGAGCACAGUAACAACACUCACAAGCACUUUAUCGAAACCCUGGUCUCUGCUUUCGAGGUUCUUGGGGGCGAACAGUGGCUGUCAAGCGAGAGUCAGAAGCGACAAGAAACUUUCGGCUCUACAAAGGAGGUUGAGAAUGUCAUAUUCACCAAUCCUUUCUUAAGUCUUCCGGUCCAUCAUAUCGACGACGAAACUAGCGAAUCAACAAAAUGUGACACACCUGAGGUUCCCAUCAAGGACUAUUGUGUCACUGACGGACCAGAUGAGUCUAAAGAGUAUGCUGUCACAGUCUUCAUGGUCUUCGUGGAAGGUAAAAGAUUACGAGAGCUUAUGGAAAACUAUUGGAAGUCAGUCGUACACUCUCAACUCAAUAUCGCUGUAGCGGGAGUCAUGUCCAAUAUGGCGGUUGCAUUGGUCAAGUCAACAGCCUCAGCCAUCUUUGUGGAAUCGGACAGCCGAGGAGGAUCAGGUGAUUCGUACAUCGACCUCAUCAUGGGAUUCACGAGCGGAGAGUUUGACAGAGCAGACGAACUCGUGCAAGCCAGAGGGGGCGUCAGCUUUCGUGAAUCAUUCAGCCUUCACAUUUUCAACUACCUCGUCGAGUUUGUCACCGACUACCAGACCAAUCGCACUGGUAAACCGACUAAACGUCUGCAGGCUGAUUUGGAUAAGUGGGAUCCGAUCUGCAAUCUCCGUGAGCUUUCGCCAGACGAGCGACUCCAUUGGCGGCGUUUGUACAUCCUCAACUGGCUUUACGACCUCGUUAAUGUCUUCUCGCAUAUCAUAAGGCACGAGAAUGGUGUCGGAAGAGACCCACCGGAAACCAUUACCUGGUCCCUGAAGGGGCCAUAUCGUCGGGACGCUCGGUUAUUCGGCCUUGAAGACUUUGCCUCUAGUGUCACAACUUGGGCAAUGCAGAAGCCUGGCACAAAAUUUCAACGAAAGAUCCUCUUACAUCAUGUUUUCCAGCUUCACUGCAUCGCCGACUCUUUCACAACUUCAUGUGGCUGGUCACCAAAUCAUCGAUUCCUCGAUCGUCACACUGAUGGAGAUAGUGUUGGUUUUGUCAGAGGAGCAAAAUCGUUGCUUAAUGCUAUCCAACACACGCCUUCCUUGUCGAGGUUCGCUCACAGGAACAACAUCUUGCAAGAAUUGGAGUUUCUUUUGACGCAGUUCGAGACCUGGCUUGGUGUGUCUGACCAUGCUUUCGAUGCUGAGAACGGUCCACCCUCACAUUUUGAGCAGGAACACAAUACUCGGGAGAGCAGUCGCAACGGUUUAUGGAGAUAUUCCCCUUUCUUGUGCGCUGUUGGCCUGGCUGAAGCUCUUGAUGUCGCCUACAGGAUCAGCAUUAUCGUGUGGAAUGAGCUAGUUGAGCCUGUUCAACUUUGCAAGAUGCACACGAUACUUGCCGAUAAAGGAUAUCUUGCGCAGGAACUGGACCGAUUCGUGGAUCUUGAUAUCAUGUUCACCAGAAAAGCUUUUCACAAGGCGACCGCUCCUACUGAACAUCCUAAUGUGUUGCUAUAUCAAGAGUUCGACUGGAAGUUCUGGUGCAUUCCAGAGGAAAAGAUCAUCCCAUCCAGCACACUAGGCGCGCUUCGCAUAGCUCGCACGAAACGCACAAUCCACCCUGAGACCGGCAAGAUGCGAUUCGAGGACACGGAGCGCUACUCGGAAGUCGUGGUAAGUGGAAUGGUGACAGCAGCCAAACAUCUCGAAAAACAUCACACGCCGGCCGCCAGUCUCGGCUACAAGGAUAUCACGGCCAGCUCACAAGGCUUGGGUGUCUCCAUCGACAAGGACGCUAUGUUGUCAACAUUUCAUCUAUGGGGUCUAUUGCAAGCAGAUGUUUUCGACGACAUUUGCGGCCGUCACCCACUCUGUGGCUUCAACUAUCUGUGGCUCGCAGCCAUAAUGCUCGCAACCUGGGCCAAAAUCGAGGAUAAGCUGGAGAAACUCCAAUCACCACUGUACACAGCGAUCAGCGGAAUGAAUCAAGGACUCAGGCGUCUCAUUCUCAUGAAACAAAUUCGUGACUGUUCGUCUCCAGAUCACAAGAGAUGUGCUGAGACUAUCGCCCAAGUACUCCAGAGCAUCAAUGUAUUCAAAGCAAACUGCACUUAUUGGGCUGGGUUCUACUGUUUCGUUUGUGGAAAGGAAAACUGCAAUGGGGAAGACUGCAUCAACCAGUCGGAUGAACUUGAAUCGAAUGAGGGGUGA
This is a messenger RNA of Aureobasidium musti, 2253 nucleotides long. The record is from the annotation of a GenBank genome assembly. NCBI's taxonomy places the organism in Eukaryota, Fungi, Ascomycota, Dothideomycetes, Dothideales, Saccotheciaceae.